CCGACAGCCUUCAGAUAGACGGAGGUUACUUUGCAUAACGUUAGUGCUUCGUCGUCCAUGCUACGCCUGCCUCUCCCUACCCAGCCGUUCUCUCUCUGCUCUCUGCUCUCCUGACACCUCUUUGUCACUGCAAGUAAGGAAUAAGGCUAAUGUUACUUUUGGAAUUAAAGUGCGCUUCAAAGAGACAAAAUCAUCUAAACCGGUGUUUUAGGUUUACAGUCCACCACACUACGGAUUAACCCGUUAACUCGCUACCCGUGUCAAUUCAAAAUUCUGUCAGUGACCCGGGACUGUACGGAUCAAGCAAAGAAGAGAAGUUACAAAUGAAAAAAUAAUUUGUUUUUAUUGUUUCAACUGGUUGCAUGAAGUGCUAUUAAUAAGCACGCCGUUGAUAGGCCCGCUUUAAGCGGUAUUCAAAUCAAGAAGUUUUGAGGCGUUCCGAGUAAGGAAACAUUAAGAGCUAUAUCCUGACUGUGGGGUCGGUUCCUCUUAUGCGCGGUGGUUACGGUAGUUUCCGUACAUAGCUUUGUUUUCUUCGCAGAUUUGCAGGGGGCGAAUGGCGACAGUUCGGAGAGACUUGGUUGGACUUCGGAAAGCUGUCACCGCUUAGAUCGGCGGCAUGCUGGCUUUCCUACACACGGCUUGUCAUUCCGGACAUCAGAAUACAGCAUCUGUCACCGGAUUCUGUAUUUUCACCGACAGGAGGAGAGGACCGAAGAACACUUUUGUUUUGAUGUAAUAAAUUUUCCUCCACACGCCUUUCCCCGAUUCAACUCGCCGCUAUCAUGACUUCGGUCUGGAAAAGACUGCAACGGGUCGGCAAAAAAGCCUCCAAAUUUCAGUUUGUGGCGUCCUACCAAGAACUGAUCGUUGAGUGCACGAAGAAGUGGCAGCCAGACAAACUGAGGGUGGUGUGGACCAGGAGGAACCGCCGCAUCUGCUCCAAGCUCCAUGGAUGGCAGCCUGGGAUCAAGAAUCCGUACCGGGGGAUGGUGGUGUGGCCGGUGCCGGAGAAUGUGGACAUCACCGUCACGCUCUUCAAGGACCCCCACGCAGACGUGUUUGAAGACAAGGAGUGGACCUUCGUCAUCGAGAAUGAGACUAAGGGCCACCGCAAGGUGCUGGCAUCCGUGGACGUGAACAUGAAGAAGUUUGUCAGUGCCACGCCCACUCAGACGGACCUGACGCUGAAGCUGAAGCCGCUCUCGGUGAAGGUGGUGGAGGCGACGCUGAAGCUGUCCCUGUCCUGUGUAUUCCUGCGAGAGGGCAAGGCCACUGAUGAGGACAUGCAGAGUCUGGCCAGUCUGAUGAGCGUGAAGCCGACUGACAUCGGAAACCUGGACGACUUCAACGAGAGCGAUGAGGAGGAGGACAGGAGGGCCAGCACCGGAGCCAACCUGGCAGCAGCAGCAGCAGUCCCCUUGCCCCCACUGCGGCGUGCUCGUGAACAGGAGGGGAAACCCCCAAUCCCCCCCUCUGGGAAAGUUCCCUCCUCUGCUGUUCCUUUGAAGAACAGCAGUGGGAACGCUGCCCCCCCCCCUGCAGCUGUGCCUAACUCCACCCUCCAAUCACGCCCUCUCCUGCCUGCCCCCCUUGAGCCCUCCGCCCCACCCAUCCCAGCCUCACGCCCCCGACACGCCCGCACGGGCCCCACUGCCCUGCAGCAGGCUCUCCCGCCCCCCAACGUCCCAUCGGUGCCCACCUUACCCCGGGCACACCCUCCGGCACUGCCCAAAAUCUUCCAGCCUUCUGCCGGCUCAGUACCCUUGUCUUUGGCACGGAAACCCCCGGCAGCUCAGACUGGCUCCUCUGCAGACGCUGGUCCCCCAGCUGGCUCUGUGCCCCCCCCUGCAUCCCCCCAGCCUGUCCUGACCACGCCCGCUCUCUCUGGGCCAGCUCCCUCUCCCUCUCACCCCCCCUCUCUGCCCCCUGCCCCUCAGACAGCAUCCCUCUCUGCUGCUCCUUCCAAUGCUCUGAGCCCUCAAGGCGGCCCUGCUGUCUGUACCACCCGCUCCUCCGCUGACCCUCCUCCCACCGGCGAAUCAGCCCCUGCCCCCCUCCAGCCGAAAACCCCCACGACUGCCCCCCCCGAGCCUGCCGCUGCCCCCGCUGGUGUGGGCGGGGUGCCCCCUCGCCCCCAGCCAGCAUCUGCCACUGAGGCCCGCCCUGAUCUCCACAGAGAGCUGAACACGCUGACAGAGGAAGGUUUUCCGGGACCUACAGCUCAGUGUGUGAAACCGACGGAGGAUGUGGCCCCGCCCUCUCUGCAGUCCACGUCCACGCCCCGCCCUCUGAGCAUCGGCCGGCAGGGCGACGCCCACCCCUCCCAGCGCAGCGCCGGCAGCAUCAGCAUCGCCAACCAGCGGCCGCCGCCCACCACAGAUAGACCGCCAUUGGUCAAGCCCAUUCCCACCUUUGCCCCGGGAGUCAAUGAGAAGAGGCGGGAGCCAGAGGCAGCCGUGGGAUUGGAGAAACCGAAGGCUGAUGUGGGUGCCGAAAGCAGGGCCUCGCUGCCGCUGUCACCCCCCGGAGCAGCCAGUGUCCCCGGGUCCCCACCCCCGCGGUCACCUGAGCCGGAGGCCGAGGCCAGGGUGGAGGCCAAGGCCGGGGUGGAGGCAGAGGCCAAGGCCAGGGUAGAGGCCGAGGCCGGGGUGGAGAAGCUGAUGGAGGCCGUGCCCCCUCCCUGGCCCUUCUCCUACUCGGAGCCCCAGUCUCUCCCACCCGAGGCUCCCUGUGCCCCCACCCAAGAGCCCCCAGCCCCAGCCGCUCAAACAUUUGUCGCAGAGAAGCCGCCAUUGGCUGAGGCAGAGCCUGACCUUGAAGAAACAGCCAAUGAGAAGGAGCAGAGGCUCUCCGUGACCUCUGAACCUCAGCCAUCGCCCCUGUCCCAAGACAAGAUGACGUUUGUUGCAGAAAAGCCGCCAUUGGCUGAGCCGGAACCCGACCUUGAAGAAACAGCCAAUGAGAAGGAGGAGUUGCCCGUUCCUCUCUCUGAGUCACAAAUCAAACCCCCAGUCGCAACAGAAAGCCCACUGUUAGAGAACAAAGGCGAUGAGAAGGAGAAGGAGCAGAGCUUUGCCCCUGUGAAGGACGUGAGCGCAGUGGUGGCAGCAGUGGGAUGCGCAGAUGGGGGCUUAGUACUUGGGGGUUCCUCCCUGGAGACCCCUCUUUUCCCAGCCAGGGACAAAGCGGACCGAAAUGUAGAGGUCCCUCUGCAUCCGGAGACCAAGCCUGAGCUCAGCGCUGACCGGGAGUCCCCUCCCACGGCCCAGUGGCCAGAGCUGUACAUAACAGAAUCAGCCGAGGCAGAUGACCAGGAGGGAGAGGCGCUUGAUGCACAGUGCCACCAGGAGGCGCUAGCCUGGGCGGAGAGGCCGAUAUGGGCUGCUCUGGAGGAGAGGCCCAGAGGGCAGGCGGUAGAGCAGGGCGCAGGGCUGGAGGCUGUGAGUGAGGCGGCCGCCCCCGGAGAGAGGCAGCCAGAGCUGCAGGCGGGCUCAGCUCCUGCACAGACAUGCCAGGAGCAGGGCCUUGAAAUAUUGACCACCGAUUUUCAGUCAUCUGGACCAAAAGUGGACAAGGACAGCACAGAAAACCAGCGAAAGUCCCCCUCAGGUGACGCGGAUGUCAGCCUGACAAACCUGACAAAACGCCUUGAGAUUCUGCCGCGUGAAAAGAGCGAGCCGGCGGAGGAGCUGGGGGGAGCUGGAGGUCACGUGACCCCAGCAGCGGGAAGCCCAGAGAUCUCUGCGCCCUCUGAAAGGCUUUCAUUGGCUGAACGUGACGGGCGUGCUGAGAAGCACCUCAGUGACAAAUCACAGGACACAUCAAAACUGCGCCGCCCCCUGUCUGAGGUGGAGAGGCCGCUGUGGGCGGCGCUAGAGGAGAAUGUUGUGGAGAGUGGGAGGGAGGCCGUGGGGAGGCGGGGCACAGCAGCAGAAGAGGGCCUGCACGUGGGUGCCGUCGACAGCCGGCCAGUAAGGGAGCCCGUGCCAGAGGUGGUCCAAGCGGUGGAGAAGCCAGCGGAGAUAUCCUCUCCAUCUCCCCCCCGGGACGAAAGAGAUGGCGAUGGAGGCCCCUCUCAGAGGAGCCCGAUCGCCCCUUGUCCAGCACCUCCCCCCGAAUCCCCGGUCAGUCCUCCCGAGCCUUUGGCUCAGACACAGAGCCCCCACAAAGGUGAGAAACCCCCACGGGCUGAGGCUGACUUUGAGACAGAGGUCAGGAGCGAUACCCUGCCCACUGCAGGCCCAGAGAAGAGUGGGGGUCAGCAAUCAGUCCCCCCAGAGGAAGGAAUCAAAGAGCAGGAGUCAGAGCAGGCCCCUGGAGGGGAGGUGCUGGAGGUGGGGGAGCAGCAGGGGGCUGAGGUCCCUGUGGCCCCAGAGCAGGAGAAGGAGACAGCGGGCUUCAUGAGGGCCCUAGUGGGGGUCCUGCACCGAGGCUCUGAAACCGGGAAACAGGAGUCCUCUGAUCUGCCUAUCCCGGCUCGGCGUGUCAAGAAACGGCCCGCCCCCUUACCUGGAGACACACCUGCUCCGACCGCAGGCGCGGCUGACACCAGCCCUGCCCCCUCCCAGCCCAACGGACAGCCCCCUCCCGGCCAGGACGCAGCCCCUGUCCCAGCGCCAAACGCACUGGCGCCCCCCCGACGCACCAAGAAGAAGAUCUACCCCCCUCCCGAGCUCCUGCGGGGAGACGAUCCAGACGACACAGACACAGACAGAUCCGGAGAGGACAUCAUGGACACGGCUGGGCCCGCACCUGAGACCUCUGCUCCCCCCCCCAGCCCGGGACUGGUCACCUCCAGCCAGUCUCUGCUGGAGUGGUGUCAGGAGGUCACUCAGGGCUACAGGGGAGUCAAGGUCACCAACUUCAGCACCUCCUGGCGUAACGGGCUGGCUUUCUGCGCCAUCCUGCACCGCUUCUGUCCCAACAAGAUAGACUAUGAUGCACUGGACCCAUAUGACAUCAAGUUCAACAACAAGAAGGCCUUCGAUGGCUUUGCUGAGCUGGGCAUCUCUCGGCUGCUGGAGCCGCUGGACAUGGUGCUGCUGCCGGUUCCGGACCGGCUCAUCGUGAUGACGUACCUGUGCCAGAUCCGCACGCACUUCACGGGGCAGGAGCUGAGCGUGCUGCAGAUCGAGCGGAACAGCAGCCAGUCCAGCUACGCCGUGGGCGAGCCCCGGGAGGGCGCCGACGCCGCCGCCGCCGCUCGCUACUGCGCCCAGAGGCUGCAGGCCGGCGCCAUCGCCGUGGAGACCAACGGGAAGGCCGCCGAGAAGGAGGCGGAGAAGGACGCCAAGCCCAAUGGGAGCCUGGUGCCCCCGCCCCGGACCAAACGCCUCCUGCGGGCGGAGGAGAGCGGGGAGGCGGCGACCACCCAGCCGGGUGCGGGCGGGUCCCAAACCCCCGUCCCCCCGCCCCGCCCCCACGCCUCCGCCGCCAAGUCCGGCUUCAGCCACGUCAGAGACGCCGACCUGCUGAAGAAGCGCCGCUCGCGUCUGAAGAGCGAGUCCAUGGAGGAGGCAGACAGCCCUGACCAGCACAGCGCCCCCCAGAGGAGUGCCGAGGUAACUGAAGGACAGCUGGACAGUGAAGGAAAGAACGGAUCUGCAGCCGCCAGAGACACGGGAUCAGAUCUGAGGAGCUCAGGCUGCACCCAGGAGCCCCCGGCCGCCAGCGAGGAGGGCAAAGCGGCAGAGGAAGAUCACCUGCGCCUGCAGGACACCAGUCAGUACGUGCUGAGUGAGAUCAAAGCCCUGGAGAGUGAGCAGAAGCACAUCGACAGCAGGGCGGCCGUGGUGGAGCGGAGACUCAGACACCUGAUGGAGACAGGAAGUGACCGGGAGGAGGAGGAGAGGCUGAUCCAGGAAUGGUUCACUCUGGUCAACAAGAAGAACGCGCUCAUCAGGAGACAGGACCACCUGGAGCUGCUGACUCAGGAGCAGGACCUGGAGAGAAGGUUCGAGCUGCUGACCCGGGAGCUGAGGGCCAUGAUGGCCAUCGAGGAGUGGCAGAAGACGGAGGCGCAGCAGCACAGGGAGCAGCUCCUGCUGCAGGAGCUGGUGUCUCUGGUCAAUCAGAGGGACGAGCUGGUGAGAGACAUGGACGCCAAGGAGAGAGGGGCUCUAGAGGAGGACGAGAGGCUGGAGAGAGGUUUGGAGAUGAGGCGCAGGAAGUACAGCCGCAAAGAGAAGUGUGUGCUGCAGUGAGGGCGUCCACCCCCCACCCCCCGUCCCAAUCCUACCCACAAACCCCUCUUCCUGUUUUCAACCAGGAAGUGAUCCCUCUGCCUGCCAAGUGCCAGCAUUCAAGACCUGUUUGUCCUCCCCAGCCAUCGUGAGGCCUGAUUGGGUGACUCCUCAAAAAUCACACUCCUUGACUCUGAGCUGCAGGGCACCCCAACCUCUCACCUCACUCACGUCCCAAGCACGGUUCCCGUGAGUGGCUUUAUGCUGCUCACUGAGGGUCUGUGUCUAAGUUUGGAUUUUUCUUCUCUUUGUCUUCUCUAUCGGGGGCACAGUGGAGGUGCACAGUUUGAAUCCUGGUGUUAAAGGAAUGAGCUGGAGUGUAAUAUGCCAAGGAUUUCACGCUCAGCACAGGGUUACACACCCAGAAACAAAACUCACCUGGCUCUAUGGACCUUAUAUUCCUGCUACGUGCCUCUUUGUGUACAUGGAUAUCAAACAUAAUUUCGAGUGAUAUCAAACGCACAUUUCAAAUGAUAUCAAACCAGUAUCUCAAGUGAUAUCAAAGCCAUUUCAAAUGAUGUUAAACAUACAUUUCAAAUGAUAUCAAACAAAUAUUUCAAAUGAUGUCAGACAUUUCAGUUGAUAUCAAACAGACGUUUUAAAUGAUAUAAAAUACAUUUUUCCAAUGAUAUCAGGCAGACUUUUUCCUGUCUGUGCCUCAGCCUCGGCUCUGAAUCAGUGAUUCAGUAUAUCAGCUGUAUAUCAGUGAGGUCACCCGCUGAUCUGGGGUCAGUGAUUCCACAGGACCUGGUCAUUUGAUGUGAGGGAGGUAUGUUCUGUGGGCAGAGAAAGGAGUUUUUGGUUAUUAGCAGUGUCUCAGCACACAGCUAGCACUGAAGUGCCUCCACGCACCAGGCGUCGUACUGAAUUCCCCGGGAGCCUGUUCUUUCCAUGGACCCUCGACUCGUGAUUCUGUCAGGAAGGAGUGAGUGAAUGCAUGAAUGCAUGGAAGCAUAAAUUAAUAAAUGAAGGAAAUUAAUUUCUGAAUUGGGAGACUGAAGUAGUUUCAUUUAUUCAUCUGUUCACCCGUGACUGACUGUCGAUGAGGAAGUGAUGGUACGUAUCUGCUGUGGGGUUUCUGUCUGUCUCAGAAGGAGCAGGCUUAAAUUCUGCAAUGGGCCACAGGCUGCCCCACCCUGUCCGGGACGAGUGCUGUCACUGCUUAAAGGAUCCAUGCGGGGGAAGGCUUUUCUGUGAUUACGGGAAUACCUGCAGGAUGAAAGUGAACUGCUGGGGGAGCAAACCGCAGCAGUGAGUGUGUGCGGGUUUCGGGAUGGAAGACCGCAGCAGUGAGUGUGUGCGGGUUUCGGGAUGGAAGACCGCAGCAGUGAGUGUGUGCGGGUUUCGGGGUGGAAGACCGCAGCAGUGAGUGUGCGGGUUUCGGGAUGGAAGACUGCAGCAGUGAGUGUGUGCGGGUUUCAGGAUAGAGGACGGCAGCAGUGAGUGUGUGUGGGUUUCGGGAUGGAGGGGUUGUCUUUGCUUUUGGGUUAUUUUAGGCCUGGUUUGUGGCAUGGACCUCCACGGAAGAGUCAGGUUGCACAACUGUGUGUACCUUCAGCUGGAUUUACACCUCGGGGUAUUUUCAGCGAAAGCCCUGGAGUGCUCCUGUGUGUUGCGUUCUGAGAAAUGACUCUCAGCAGCUCCUAUUCACACAACAAAAACACCCAGGCUACAAGCCCAGUGUGCCAGAGUCACUCCGGAAUUCCCAGUCUUUCUCCAGGGAUUGGAAUUCCCAUUUUUAUCUGGUCACAGAACAGACUUCAGAGGAGAACAGAGACCUUAAUGAGCAGAACCUCCAUCCUCCCUUCCAGUGAUGUCCUGAUCUGGACAGUACACUUCCGCUGGUUACCUAAGAGAUGGGUGCGUCUGUACCACGCCAGCGUGCUUUUCUGGUACUGUGUGUUCCUGAUGAGUGUGAAUGUUGAGUGAGCAGCUCAGGAUGGAGAUGGAGAGUUUGCCUGCACCUCUGAGGACUUUCUGAACCCAUGUCGGAGCCACGGUUUUAACUCAGUAGUAAAAUGCUACAGUAGCCUCAGCUGAAGGCACCGCUCUACAAAAGGAGCUUUAAAUGAGAGAAUCACAAGGCAAUGGACUGAUCGACUCAUCUAC
Molecule: messenger RNA, 8354 nt
Organism: Megalops cyprinoides (Indo-Pacific tarpon)
Lineage: Eukaryota; Metazoa; Chordata; Actinopteri; Elopiformes; Megalopidae
Gene: ehbp1l1b
Product: EH domain binding protein 1-like 1b
Exons: 28
Coding region: 786-6206 (1806 amino acids)
Molecular function (GO): protein binding
Source: RefSeq, a predicted model, not a curated record